Molecule: messenger RNA, 735 nt
Organism: Phialemonium atrogriseum
Lineage: Eukaryota; Fungi; Ascomycota; Sordariomycetes; Cephalothecales; Cephalothecaceae
Exons: 4
Coding region: 1-735 (244 amino acids)
Source: RefSeq, a predicted model, not a curated record
AUGGACUUCACAGCUCUGAUCUCGACCCCCUGGUUCUUGCAGUCUCGUACGAUGAUAAGCGCCAUAGACGUUAAGUAUAGCCUUGACGAGAUGGCCAAGGCGGCCACACCGGCGCAGUUCUGGGAUGCUGUUUGGGCACGACUGACUUCCCGCCUCGCCGAGUAUACCAAGUAUUGGAAGAAUGGCUAUUACAUCCUUUGGCGCCUGAGGCUUAGGCUUGUAUACAAAGCGCAGCUCGACGCUAUCGAUGCCGAUACAGGCGACUUGGUGACGGUGCUGGGCGGGGCGCGGGCUGUGUUGUUGGGCGUCUGGGGCGCCACGACGAGUAUCUUAGGCGCUGUAGAGAGGGGAGGGCUGGCGGCUCUAAGGCUGUGCGCGGCGAGCGUGUCUGGCAAGAGGGGGAUGCGGAUCACGACUGUGUCAGACGAUGGGUUGGAUGUGUUGGCGAGGCUGUGGAGCGUCGGGAGGAUGGCGCAGUCGAAGGUGCGGGUUUUUGGCGUCUUGGCCAAUCGGCUUUCCUCCUCUGUAACCCUAAGCCCUUACAAACUGCUUGCCCUCCCUCUGCUUGAGGUACCACCGCGCCAGGGUCUUGGCCUUGACCCCCAGCGUGCUGGCGGCGGCGGCGGCGGGCGGGAUCACCUGCCGCCCAACGUCCUGGAUAUAUUUUAUGAUGGGCUGUGGGCGUUGACCCUGGAACCAAGAUUAUUUUGGCAGAAGAGGCGGUACCAUUGCUGA